AUGAUGAAGAUGAUAGUGAAAGGGAGCCUGCAUCCCAUAGCUGCACUGCCGCGACUACGUCAGGAGCAUGUUCCUCCUAUGACUGGAGUUAUUCUAGCAAAGCACAUGGUUCAGAACCAGAUGACCCCAACCUUCACAUUUCCUCAAGCGACAAGUCUAGAGGAGUAUCAUCAACAAGUUGUUGCCAGUCAGGCUGCAGGAUCUGCUGCAGCGGCAGCUGGUUUAGCUGGUCUCCAGAAUGUUGGAGUUGCUGUUUCAGCUAUGUCCUCAGAAACAAGUGGCCAGACCAUAUACACAACCACUCCAAUUACAUCAAAUGGCACUGCUGAUCAGCAAACAUUCCUGAGAGAGGCACAAAAAAGCCUUUGGCUGAGAGACCUCAAAGUCAUGUCCGAGGCUGAACUUACAACUGCUGACAAUGAAGUAGCUACCAUACCUCCUACAAGUGGCGCCAUCUCUCCAAACACUGGUCCAAAGCGGUUGCAUGUAUCCAACAUCCCUUUCCGGUUUAGAGAAGCCGACUUGAGACAGCUGCUUGGGUUUGGCAAUAUUUUAGACGUGGAAAUAAUAUUCAACGAGCGAGGUUCAAAGGGAUUCGGUUUCGUAACUUUCGCAAAUAGCAGUGAUGCCGACAGAGCACGUGAGAAAUUGAACGGCACUGUGGUUGAGGGACGAAAGAUUGAGGUUAACAAUGCAACUGCACGAGUCAUGACCAAAAAGGUGACUACCCCUACACUGUCUGCCGAUUCAGUCACUGCGGCAGCCUUGAGAGGGGUUGCUUUGACCAGGGGGAGAGCACCAACAGUUGUUUCUGCACGGGCCCUAGGGGGUGUCUACACAGCUGCAGCAGCUGCAGGGCUUCGUCAUGCAACACCAGUUGCUGCGGCGCCGACUGCUUUCCCAUAUGCUACUGUCUACCAAGAGCCAUUUAUUGCCAUCGAUGCAGCUGGACGCUACCAGUUGGUGACAAGUCAGCCAUAUGCAGCGGCUGCCAAUGCCUACCAGCCUGGGGCUGCCAGAUAUGCAUUUCCUGCUGCUGCGUUGGCAACUCCAAUGGCAUAUGCUGCUGCUGG
Candidula unifasciata is the source of this 1073-nucleotide messenger RNA. The record is from the annotation of a GenBank genome assembly. Lineage: Eukaryota; Metazoa; Mollusca; Gastropoda; Stylommatophora; Geomitridae.